This is a messenger RNA of Photinus pyralis (common eastern firefly), 1307 nucleotides long. RefSeq names its product 26S proteasome non-ATPase regulatory subunit 13 (gene Rpn9). Gene Ontology annotation, cellular component: cytosol; nucleus; proteasome regulatory particle, lid subcomplex. Gene Ontology annotation, molecular function: structural molecule activity. Lineage: Eukaryota; Metazoa; Arthropoda; Insecta; Coleoptera; Lampyridae. Gene Ontology annotation, biological process: ubiquitin-dependent protein catabolic process. The transcript has 6 exons. Bases 10 to 1209 code for a protein of 399 amino acids. The record is from RefSeq and is a predicted model, not a curated record.
AACAGAAAAAUGACAAGCAAAAUCUUUCGUUUUCCAUUUUCGAAACAAAAAAUGGCGGCUGUUGCUGUACAACCGACCGUAAGCGACUAUUUAUCCAAAAAACAGAAAGAAAGCGGCAAAGAAUUGGCUACGGAAUGGACCCAAAUCGAAGAGCUGCACAACAAAAAGUUAUGGCACCAGCUAACUUUGAAACUGCUGGGUUUCGUUAAAAAUCCUAGCCUGCAAAAGGGGGACAACUUAAUACAGCUUUACAACAACUUCAUCUCCACCUUCGAGAAUAAAAUCAACCCAUUGUCGUUAGUCGAAAUCAUUGCCAUUGUUGUUGAGCAGUUUGUGAAUAAGAAAGAUGCGGUUGUCUUCUUGGAGAAGAUCGAGACGAAAGUCAAAUUAAACACUGAUGCACUUAAUCUGUGUAAAGUUCUCCAAGGCCAGAUUCUUUUGGAGAAGCUGAACGAUUUGGAUGCGACCAAGAAGAUCAUUUUGGAUGUUGAAGAGACGCUUGAUAAUGCUGAUGGAGUUACGGCGGUGCACGGACGUUUCUAUCUCCUUGCCUCGCAGUACUAUCGCACACAAGGUGACCACGCCCAGUACUACCGCACUGCACUACGUUACCUCGGUUGCAUCGAGGUCGACACAUUAUCCGAAGACGUGAAGCACCAGCACGCCUUCUUCCUCACGCUCGCCGCCCUUCUCGGCGAGGGCGUCUACAAUCUCGGCGAGCUCUUGGCGCAUCCCGUCCUCGAGUCGCUCAAGUCGACCGAAAACUCGUGGCUCGUCGAUCUGCUGCACGCGUUCAACAGCGGCGACAUCACUAAGUUCGAGAACAUGAGGCCGAAGUGGGCGUCCGUCGCCGAUCUCGCCGCCCAGGAGCUCUUCCUCAGGCAGAAGAUCUCACUGCUGUGUCUCAUGGAGAUGACGUUCAAGCGGCCGUCGCACGAUCGGCAGCUGACCUUUACGGAGAUCGCGCGUGAGACUCGACUGCCACUGAACGAAAUCGAACUUUUGAUCAUGAAGGCGCUCUCGCAAGGUCUGGUGAAGGGGGCCAUUGAUCAGGUUGGCGGGACUGUCAAUAUGACCUGGGUGCAGCCGCGCGUGUUGGAUCGGUCGCAGAUUUCUCACAUGGUCAAUCGGCUGGACGUGUGGUGCAAGCAGGUCAACAGCAUGGCGAAGUUGCUAGAGGACAAGGCUUCCGAAAUACUUACGUUGUAAUUUUUGUAAUAAAAGUGUAUUGUGAAAUGUUAGAACUAAACUAUUGUGUGUAAUUUAGCAUAAUUUUCUUAUUUAAUUGAAUAGUUUAUUGGAAAUUC